Molecule: messenger RNA, 1827 nt
Organism: Australozyma saopauloensis
Lineage: Eukaryota; Fungi; Ascomycota; Pichiomycetes; Serinales; Metschnikowiaceae
Gene: MET13
Product: methylenetetrahydrofolate reductase (NAD(P)H)
Exons: 1
Coding region: 1-1827 (608 amino acids)
Biological process (GO): tetrahydrofolate interconversion
Cellular component (GO): cytosol
Molecular function (GO): methylenetetrahydrofolate reductase [NAD(P)H] activity; FAD binding
Source: RefSeq, a predicted model, not a curated record
AUGAAGAUUGCAGAGAAGUUGAAGCUGGCGCAUGCCUGUGCCAAUCCGCCUCCAGCCACAUUCUCCUUUGAAUUCUUUGUCCCUAAAACUUCGCAAGGUGUCCAGAACUUAUACGACAGAAUGGAUAGAAUGUACGAUUUGAACCCAAUUUUCGUUGAUAUUACCUGGAAUGCCGGAGGAAGAUCAUCGACUUUGACUAACGAAAUGGUCUACACAGCCCAGUCAACGUUAGGUCUAGAGACUUGUAUGCAUUUGACGUGUACAAACAUGCCGGUAUCGCUCAUUGACGAGGCCUUGGAGAAAGCAUACGCUUCUGGAUGUCAGAACAUCUUGGCCUUGAGAGGUGACCCUCCAUUGGAUGGUUCCGAAUCUACAGGUGAUUUCAAGUACGCCAAGGAUUUAAUUUCUUACAUCAGAAAAAAGUACGGCGACCACUUCAACAUUGGUAUCGCCGCUUACCCUGAGGGUCAUCCUGAAGAGGAGAGCGAUGACAAUUUGUUGCAGUAUUUGAAGGAGAAGACUGACGUUGGUGCUGAUUUCAUUAUUACUCAGAUGUUCUACGACGUUGACAACUUUAUAGACUGGUGUGCCCAGGUGCGCAAAAUCGGCGUCAACAUCCCAAUCAUCCCAGGUAUCAUGCCAAUCUCAACCUAUGCAGCUUUCAUCAGAAGAGCUAAAUGGUCGGAGAUUGCUAUCCCUCAACACUUCCUUGAUGCUUUAGAUCCAAUCAAGGAGGAUGACUAUGCUGUCAGAGAGAUCGGAACUCAACUCGUUGCAGACUUGUGUCAAAAGCUCAUUGACUCAGGCUACGUGAACCACUUGCAUUUCUACACCAUGAACUUGGAGAAAUCCACCCUCAUGUUGUUAGAGAAAUUAAACCUCGUGGAUUGUGUUAAGGACAGUGCUCUCGUGUCUGAAGAUUUGCCCUGGAGGAAAUCCUUACAUCCCAACAGAUCUAAGGAGUCAAUUAGACCCAUUUUCUGGCAAAACAGGAAAUACUCCUACAUCUCCCGUACCUCCGGAUGGGAUGAGUUCCCUAACGGUAGAUGGGGUGAUUCUAGAUCCCCAGCUUUCGGUGACAUUGAUCUUUCUGCAUCUCAAUUGUUGAGACAGUCUCCUAAGAGAGCUUUCGAGCUCUGGGGCUGUCCACAAACCCUUGAUGAUUUGGCUGACAUCUUUGUCAAGUACUUGAAUAAGGAGACGAAUGCUUUGCCAUGGUCGGAUGGUCCUAUCGGCAGCGAUACUGACAUUUUGAAGGCCUCUUUAAUUGAGUUGAACCGUAAGGGUUACUUCACUUUGAACUCACAGCCUGCUCUUAGUGCUGUCCGUUCUAAUGAUAAAGUUUAUGGUUGGGGUCCAAAGAACGGGUUCUUGUACCAAAAACAAUACUUGGAAUUUCUUGUACAUAAAGACGUGGCAGCCAAGUUGUUGGAGGCUGUUGAAGCACACAACACCGCUGAUUCUACUGGCGUGAUCACUUACUAUGUAGUGGACAAGACAGGCAACUUGUCUACGAAUUCCAAAGACGAAGACAUCAAUGCAGUCACAUGGGGUGUCUUCCCAGGUGAAGAGAUCUUGCAGCCAACAAUUGUCGAGAAGAACUCUUUCUUAGCUUGGAAGGAUGAGGUUUACCACCUUCUUGAUGAAUGGGUAAGCAUUUACAAGAGUAAAGCAAUUCAAGAACUUGUUCCCCAAGAGCAACUUGAAAAGUUCUACGAAAUGUUAGCCUCUUUCUCUGACAAUUAUGUUUUGUGCAACUUGGUCAACAACGACUUCACCAGCGCUAACAGCGUAAUGUUCCAAUUGUUGGAGAGCGUGAGUGCCUGA